AUGUCGCCCGUCGCCGCUAAAAGCUUGCGACUUCGCUUCUUCGCCGCCGCUCACUAUGCUGCCACUACAUUGCUGAUCCGGACCUUUAAGAACGAGAGCUUUGUUAAGAUCGGGCCGUGGGGACACUCGAGUGGGGUAACCUUUGAUGAAAUAGGCUUAGGUAAUGUGAAGCAGAUCGUCAUCUGUUAUGACGCAGAUGGCAUCAACUUUAUCCAAAUGGCCUACAAGCUAAAUGGAACAGUAAGCCUCGGAGGAAGGCAUGGUGGUACUGUCUCUGUUGGGCACACCUUUGAUUCUAUUACUUUUGCGCCAGAUGAGUACCUUUCAUCCAUUAAUGGAAGCUACGGAGUGUUCAACCAACAUUGCAAGGCGGCGAUAAAGUCACUUGAGUUCACUACCAACAAGAUGACCUAUGGCCCGUUCGGCUGCAAACAAGCGUUGCCUUUCUUCUUCAACUUCGACUUUGCCAACAAUCUUUGUGGCUUUCAUGGUCGAUAUUCCGGCAACCACCUUGUCGCCAUUGGCGUCUACGUCAAGAUCUUGAGCGCGAGGCCCAAAUUGGAGUUUAAUGCAAUUAAUCAUUUAACUCUUCAUUAA
Molecule: messenger RNA, 597 nt
Organism: Zingiber officinale
Lineage: Eukaryota; Viridiplantae; Streptophyta; Magnoliopsida; Zingiberales; Zingiberaceae
Product: jacalin-related lectin 3-like
Exons: 4
Coding region: 1-597 (198 amino acids)
Source: RefSeq, a predicted model, not a curated record